AUGCAUAUUAACCCCGCCCUCUUGGUCUCGCUGGCACUAAGGGCCAUCGCCGUCGGCGCCAGCCCUGCACCGUCCGCGAUCACGGCUCCUCCAACUGCGCAAGAGAUCCAGAAACGUGCCACGUCAUGUACAUUCUCCGAGUCCAAUGACGCUUCCUUAGCCAGCAAGUCCAAGACCUCCUGUUCGACCAUCGUCCUUUCCAACGUGGCCGUGCCUUUGGGGACCACCCUCGACCUGACCAAACUGAAUGACGGAACCCACGUGCGGCAACCCCUUCUUCUUCCACGGGUCAUCUUCGAAGGUGAAACCACCUUUGGCUAUUGGGAGUGGAGCGGUCCGCUUAUUUCAGUCUCGGGCUCGGCCAUCACCGUGACGGGUGCGAGCGGGCACUCAAUCAAUGGCGGCUCGGGUGGCAAGACCAAGCCUAAGUUCUUCGCUGCGCACAGUAUGACCAAUUCAGUCAUCAGCGGUUUAAGAAUUGAGAACUCGCCCGUGCAGAACAUCUACUUCUCCGGCGGCGUUUGCUCCGGAGGCCAUGGUCUCUCCAUCGCCUCUGUCGGCGGUCGCAGUGAUAAUACUGUCAAGAACGUGACGUUCUAUGAUUCGACCAUCAAAACCUCACAGGAUGGGGUCUGCAUCAAGACCAUCUAUGGCGACACCGGUGCCGUCAGCGACAUCACCUACAAGGACAUUACUCUGUCAUCAAUCACCAAAUAUGGAAUAAUCGUGCAGCAGAAUUACGAUGAUACUUCGAAGAGUCCCAGCAACGGGGUGACCAUCAAGGACUUCGUGCUGGAUAAAGUCCAGGGUACGGCUAAAAGCACGGCGUAUGAUAUCUACAUUGCCUGUUGGUCGGGGAGCUGCACGGACUGGACAUGGUCGGAUGCGUCGGUCACUGGGGGAAAGACAAGCUCGUCCUGUGUGAAUGUUCCCUCGGGGGUGAGCUGCUAA
Aspergillus homomorphus CBS 101889 is the source of this 951-nucleotide messenger RNA. Its product is annotated as glycoside hydrolase. Gene Ontology annotation, molecular function: polygalacturonase activity. The record is from RefSeq and is a predicted model, not a curated record. Gene Ontology annotation, cellular component: extracellular region. Gene Ontology annotation, biological process: pectin catabolic process. Bases 1 to 951 code for a protein of 316 amino acids. Lineage: Eukaryota; Fungi; Ascomycota; Eurotiomycetes; Eurotiales; Aspergillaceae. The transcript has 5 exons.